Molecule: messenger RNA, 1534 nt
Organism: Melampsora larici-populina 98AG31
Lineage: Eukaryota; Fungi; Basidiomycota; Pucciniomycetes; Pucciniales; Melampsoraceae
Exons: 7
Coding region: 74-1261 (395 amino acids)
Source: RefSeq, a predicted model, not a curated record
UUUUACUAUCAUUAGUAGUAUAUCCUUGCAAACGUACAUUCUCUAACUCAUAAGCCUACUUAACAUCAUCAUCAUGCAACUUUCCGUCGCCGUCGUCAUUGCUCUCGCUGCUCUUGCUGGUGCCCUUCCUUCUCCUAGCCCGGUGCCCUCUACUUAUGUUGGUAAAUCUACUCAACCUACAGGUCUGUUACCUACCUCCGGCCUCCUCGGUGGUUCCAAUCAUGGUACAGGUGUCAGCGUCAGCGCAGACGUUGUUGCCAAGGUCGCCGCAACUGUUGAAGCCGAUGUCACCGCUAAGAUCAACGCCAUUGUCAACGCCAACGUUGAUGCCAAAGUAGCAGCCGCGGUACGAGCUGAUAUCGAUGCUAAGAUCGCCGUUGCUGUGAAGGCCGCUGUUACCGCCAAGGUAGCUGCUACCGUUCACGCUGGUGUUGGUGACCUUGUCAAUGUCGAUGUCAAGGCCGACGUCGAUGCCAAGGUUAUCGCCAUUCUCACAGCCGAUGUUCACGCUAAGGUCCUCGCUGCCGUCAAAGCCGAUGUUGCUGCUCACGUCGGCGGUCACAUCACCGCCGCUGUUCAAGCUGCAGUUGAUGCUAAGGUCGCACUUGCUGUUAAAGCUUGUGUUGAUGCUAAAGUGGCUGCUGCCAUCAGAGCGCAUGUCAAUGCUCAGAUUGGUCUAGGAAACUUGAUUGGUGUCAGCGCAGAUGUCUCUGUCUCCGCCGACGUCAAUGUCAUCGCCUCCGUCUCCGCCUCCGUAACUGCUCAAAUCACUGCAGAAGUCGAUGCCAUCAUUAAAGCUCAAGUUGGAGUCAGCGCCCAGGUUGCUGCUGCUGUUAGAGCUGAUAUCGCUGCCAAGGUAGCUGUGGCCGUCCGUGCUACUGUUGAUGCCAAAGUGGCAGCCUUGGUAUCUGCCGGUGUCAACGCCGACAUUGACGACGACGUCAAAGCCAAGGUCAACGCCAAGGUCACUGCUCUCAUUGACGCCGAUGUUCAGGCCAAGAUCCUCGCUGCUGUCAAAGCCGAUGCCGCUGUCCAUGUCGGCGCCCACGUCAGCGCUGCUGUUCAAGCUGAUGUCGAUGCCAAGAUCGCAGUUGCUGUCGACGCCUGUGUCGAUGCCAAGGUUUGUGCCGCAGUGGAUGCCCACAUUGGUGCCAAGCUUGAUGCCAACGGUGGCACCCAUGCCUACCGUCGAUCGCUUUUGAGUUCAGGUGACCACAAGAAAUCUGACGGUCUCCUAGACCUUGAUAUACUCUCGCUCUAAGCUGGACACCUUUUCCGUUGUUUUCGCUCGAAUGUGCAGCUGUUUACAAUUUGUACAAUGAACUUGAUGACCCAUACUUAUGAUUACUUGUUUAAUUGAAAGCUAUUUGCCUUGAUGAAAUAACACGCUUAUUGGACAUUCUCUACUUCAUACAUCUGCCCUUCUCACUGCUCUAGCCCUCGCGCCCUUGAACUUUAUCUUUCCCAGAUCGCUUUUUGAUUUCUUCCAAGCUUGAAAUAUCCUAUCAGCCUAUCUGCACAUAGCGUUUCGAUU